Calypte anna (Anna's hummingbird) is the source of this 3205-nucleotide messenger RNA. It is a transcript of the gene PHF13, whose product is annotated as PHD finger protein 13. Gene Ontology annotation, molecular function: chromatin binding. The record is from RefSeq and is a predicted model, not a curated record. Gene Ontology annotation, biological process: mitotic chromosome condensation. Lineage: Eukaryota; Metazoa; Chordata; Aves; Apodiformes; Trochilidae. The transcript is spliced from 4 exons. Bases 115 to 1035 code for a protein of 306 amino acids.
GCGCGGGCGGCCGCCCCUUCACCGCCUCCCGCCGGUACCGAGCGGUUCGCGGGUGUCGGCGCUGCCCGGUUACCGUCACCGCCGCCGCCCCGACCCCUCCUCCCGCGCCGGGACAUGGACUCCGACUCCUGCGCCUCCCCGUUUGCCCCGGAGGACUUCUCCCCCGCCUCCCGGCGGCACCGCACCGUGGAAGACUUCAACAAGUUCUGCACCUUCGUCCUGGCCUACGCUGGCUACAUCCCGUACCCGCAGGAGGAAACGCCGCUGAGGAACAGCCCCAGCCCUCCCAACAGCACCGGAGGCACGAUUGACAGCGAUAGCUGGGAUCCUCGGUUCAACGAUGCCCCCUCCUCUGUUUCCCUGCCCGCCAAGAACAGAAAGAACUUCAGUCAGCUCAAACGGGCGAAACCCUACGGUUCCCUCUUCCAGCGGGCAAAACCCGGCAACUUCCUGCCAGAGCGAAAACAAAUUGAUAAGAUCAGGAAGAAGAAAAAGCUGAAGAGGCGGGAAACGGAAGCGUCUGCAGAGGAGGACUAUGAGGAGAAGCUGCUGGAGCUGGAGGCUGAGGACUCUUACGUGGAGACACCGCUGAGCCCCUCCUCUGAGGGUGACCCUCAGUCUGCAGCCGAGCACAGCUCAGUGUGGGACUCGGAUACGCCCUCCAGCGUCUCCUACCCGGCCAGCACGGCUGAGCAGGCAGUGGAGAUCCAGAGUGUGGGCAAGAGAACUGUCAUUCGGCAGGGCAAGCAGGUGGUGUUUCGGGAUGAGGACGGCACCGGGGACGAUGAGGACAUCAUGGUGGACUCAGAUGACGACUCGUGGGACCUGGUCACUUGCUUCUGCAUGAAACCUUUCGCUGGGCGGCCGAUGAUCGAGUGCAACGAGUGCCAUACCUGGAUUCACCUUUCCUGUGCCAAAAUCCGCAAGUCCAACGUCCCAGAGGUCUACAUUUGCCAGAAGUGCCGGGACUCCAAGUUUGACAUUCGCCGCUCAAACCGCUCCCGGAUGGGCUCGCGCAGGCGAUUCCUGGAUUAGGGAAAGAGGUGCCUGGGAUGCACUGGGAGAGCUCCCCAGAACUGCUGCUGCUGCUCAGGCUGAGGGUGACAGCCUGUGGUGACAGGGACAAGGAGUUGCUGUGUUGUGGGCAGCCAGAGCUGGAAGAGGCCAACUGGUUUGAACUGCUGCUAGACACCAACCAGCUCGAGGGACAGACUGAGACACCAACCAGCUUGAGGGACAGACUGAGACACCUCUGAGCUCAAGGGACAGACUGAGACACCUCUGAGCUCGAGGGACAGAGUGAGCCCUCUGGGCUUGGUGGGGUUUUGUCUGGUCAGAACUAUGGAUUGGGUGAUGCCUGGGGAAUGUAUAAUACCUUUGAGACGUAUGUUUUCUCAUCCCAUCAGGAAACUGCAAACUUUCUCUGUGCUAAGAAACUCCUCACCCUUCGAAGAGAGAGAGAAAGGGAGGGAAGGAGGAAAGAAUCUGUGUGGAGUCUGAAAAGUAAAUGGCCUGUGUUUUAAUUUUAAUGUAAUAUUAUACUUGCCCAUUUGUCCGUAUAUAUCGACCUUAGGUAUUCUGAGGCUCAGCAGGAGCAUACAGGACCCGUGUGCCAUCCACCUUACCAGGCCCAGGCAGCAGUUCUGUGACUUGGCAUCGUUCCAGGGAAAAGGGGACGUGUCCCUGCACCAGGGGACUGGCACCAAAGGAAAGGGAGCAGCCCUUUCUCUGCACAGGCAGCGCUGGGACACCGGUUUCUUCCCAGAAAGUCUCUUCUUAACGGUGACAUUUCGUGACUUUGUUUUGCAUGACAGGCUCCAGUGUGUGUGGGGGAGAUGCUGUUUUGCUCCGUUUCCCAGCUGUUUGUUAAACUCUUCGUUAAACUCUAAGGUGCUGUUUUAACAAGAUGAUGACUCUCCCUUGUCUCAGCCCAGAAUUCAAACGUGGACUGUCAAAGGGGCCAGUAGUAAUCUUACAGCCUGGCAGGUCUGGUUUAGGAUUUGAUCAUUUCCAUGCAAAUACUACAGCUGAGUUGAAUUAUGUUUUCACUGUUUAAGACUGGAUUUGUAAUCAAAAAAGCAACAGAAUUUUUAACCUAUUGGUUGCAUAUUACACAGAUGAAAGAAAAUGCAGGCCAUGCAGCUAGCGAGGUGGUCAGAAGAUCCAUUCAGUGCAAGGGAAGACAGGAGAGUGCUGAGACCCCCAACACUGUGGUCCUUGAGGGGGCCUCCUGGGGCCUCAGCCCAUGGGAAUUCCAUUCAGAAAGGUGACAGGGACAAGGCUGGUAACGAGGCCACUGAGAUGGUGGUGUAGUUCCAGAGCAAGCUGUAUGCAUCCCACUAAGUCAGUUGACAUUUUUUGAGGUAUUUCACUGAAGUUUUGCCUGAUGAACAGCAUGUGCUCUGUCCAGUGAGACAAGGGGGUGCUGGCUGGUACCACAGCUGUACAGGCAGGAGUGUGUCCAGGCCAGCCCUGCAGAUACACCCUUAGACCACUGCCUUACCUGAGGGCUGGCUCACCAGGAGAUGCAGCCUGGUGAUGACCAAGGGCCUUGCCAGCAAAGAGCCAGGUACUCUCCUUCAGAGGUCUUGCACGGGGCAAGACAGUCAGCUCUGCAGUGCCCUGGGGCUCUGCUGCCGUGGCUGAGGAUGAUGGAGCUGCACAACACACAAUGGUUCCUCAGUCCCACUUCAUUAUAAAAACCCUGCUGGGCCAGGCUGCAACAACUGACUGGUUCUGCAAACCAGCUCCAAAUUCUAAGAUCUCAAGAGCAGGACUGUGGUGUGCUGCCUUCCAGAAGCUACGGGGAACCACCAAGGAGUUUGCCAAAGACUUGUCCCCAAGGGCUGCCUGACUGUUCUCUGCAGCCACAAAAGUAACCAAAGUUCUCAAAUGCUGCCAUUUCACUCUGCAAACAGAAAAGGCUUUGGAAGAUCCCAGUCGCAAGCUGCGUAAGGGUUGGACCUGCUCUGAAAAUUGGUGUGUCUGUGUUUACAGUGUGUCUGCAAUGCAACUGGACCUCUGUGGAACGUGUUCCUGAAGCUUUUGUGGGAGAAAUGGUGAACUGCCAAGCAAACUGCCUCUUUUUACAGAGGUUUGAUACUAAUAGAUGUGAGUGACUCUUGUUGUUACCUUUUCAGAUGUAUCCCAAUAGAUGGUGUCUGACAAGUCCAGCACGUUACAGUAUCAGCAGAGAGAAAAAAAA